AUGACAGGAAAGGGCAGAACUUCUAAGCUGCAGAAGCGGGUUAAGGCCUCCCCUCAGUUCACUUCUGACCAGCAACACAACCAUGGAAGAAACACACCCAUAUCGGUGUCUAACUUGUGCAUAAACAAGAAUACUGUUCCAUCCUUGUAUGUAAAAGGUACUUCAGAAGAUGCAGCAUUUUCAAACAGCCUAAAUACUGACAUUUUAAACUCCACACCCUUAACUGAUGUGGAAAUCCAGAUGAUGGAGAAUGUUGACCAUAAAAGGGCUCGGAGGUUCAAGAAGGCCUCUAGGCCACAGAGUGUCCCUGCAAAUGGAAGGAAAACACCUGAAAACAAUCUUUCAACAUUGGAGAAGGCUGAAAAAAAGCCAACAUUACUCAGAAGAGCAUCAUCCUGUAUUGAAAGCAAGGUUGGUGGAGAAGUGAAAGAAGAAAUUAAGUACCUAGAUGGAAAGGCAUAUGUCUCUGCCAUAUGGCCAUUCAUCAACGUGCAAAUUGGAGCACCCCAUGCAGGACUGGAAGUCUCCAAGGAGAUGCAGAUUAUGCUGCUUGUGAAGCAGCUGUUUACCGAUGGACGCAGAAUUACUACGUACCCUAAUGGUACAAAGAUGGAAAUUAGCACCGAUAAAAAGACAGCUACUGUUACUUUUUACAAUGGCGAUAUUAAGAAGAUAUUAGCAGAUCAGACAGUGAUUUAUUACUAUGCAGAUGCUCAGACAACCAGAACUAUUUACCAGGAUGGUUUGGAGGUGCUGCAGUUCCCUAAUGAUCAGAUUGAAAAGUAUCAUCCUGAUGGUACUGAAGAGAUCAUCUUUCCGAACCAGACAGUGAAACGACGCUAUGGUGGAGGUUUUGAGGAAACCAUUUUCCCAGAUGGCACAGUGGUUAAAGUAGAAAAAAAUGGAGAGAAAACCAUCUACUUUCGUAACGGGCAAAAGGAGAUCCAAGCUUCUGGGUCAAAAAGAAGAGAGUAUCCUGAUGGUACUGUAAAGACUGUGUAUGCGAAUGGACAAUGGGAAGCCAAGAAUGUUCCUGAACAGGUUCAGAUCCAGAAUGACAAGGAAGUACUUAUUCUAGAUGAGUGAAGCAAUCC
This is a messenger RNA of Protobothrops mucrosquamatus (brown spotted pit viper), 1094 nucleotides long. RefSeq names its product centromere protein J. The coding region runs from base 1 to 1086 and encodes 361 amino acids. Gene Ontology annotation, molecular function: tubulin binding. The record is from RefSeq and is a predicted model, not a curated record. Gene Ontology annotation, cellular component: centrosome; centriole; nucleus. The transcript has 10 exons. Gene Ontology annotation, biological process: centriole elongation; cilium assembly. NCBI's taxonomy places the organism in Eukaryota, Metazoa, Chordata, Lepidosauria, Squamata, Viperidae.